Messenger RNA from Sycon ciliatum, 2325 nucleotides. RefSeq lists its product as uncharacterized. Lineage: Eukaryota; Metazoa; Porifera; Calcarea; Leucosolenida; Sycettidae. The record is from RefSeq and is a predicted model, not a curated record. The coding region runs from base 164 to 1519 and encodes 451 amino acids. The transcript is spliced from 6 exons.
AGGAGCACGUCUUUCUACUCCUUGGUUGAUCUGGUCGUCCUUGUUGGGCUUUGGCGAAAGCAGGUUUCACAUCUCCUGCAAUCCGUGUGUGACCGCACUCUCUGAGAGUACCCACGUGCCAUUGUCGUACGAGCAACAUUCAGAGAUUUGACGGCUUGUGACAAUGAGUAUGAGCGAAGGAAGAACGACUUUACGAACACGUUGCCCAGAAUUGCUUCUGUUGGCAUUGCUAGUGGCUGUAGUUUGUGAUGCACUGAGCUCGGACCAGUUUGUCGUCAUCCAUGACGUAAACUGCAGGUACAGAUACCGCUACGACACCAAGAAUACGUGUGCUGGCCCUCGCUGCUGGAUGGAUCCAAGGCUUUUCCAAACACCCGACAUUUUAGUCAAGCCUCAAAGUCAAAAGCUCUGCGUUGUUCGCGUACCGGUUGGAGCGUAUGACUUGGAGUUCUUUUUCUCACUGGCUGAUGUCAAGUUUCCUAGCUCAAACUGCUCUACGGACGUACUCAGCAAUCGUAUCGGCAUGUACAAGAUGUUGGGAAACGGUACGCGUCUGAACAUCUCGCAGCAUCAAGACGAGUUUCAAUACCGCAAACCACAACUGGGCAACGCUUCGGAGCCUUGGUGCAAGUCGCCGAGGCUGCCAGCAAUCGCGGACCCCUACCUUGACAAGUGUAUGGUUAACAUGUUCUUCUCCAGGAUGAAGGACAUCUUCAAAGGUAACUGGCAGUUCGUCGUGCAGCCAGCUGACGGAGCUGCCCCGGGCGCUGAGCCGGCCGUGCACCAGUUUCAGAUAGAGAGUGUCCAGUGGACGUGUGGUGUGUGCUUUGGUGAAAAUAGCCAGUGCAGAACGCUCACGUACGCUGACGUCUACCCACCGCAGCAGUUGGACGACUUCAAGCCCAUGUUCACGAUACCAAGGGUGCCCAUCAAGAUUGGCCAGAGCAAGUGCAUCAGGUUUGAAAGCACCACCGAUCUGCAUGGCGGCUGGUUGCUGGCCAACAACGCAACGUCUGAGCAUGCGCAACCAGUCCAGUAUGUGGAGCAAGCAGAUGCCGGCGUUUCGGGUCCGACGACCCUAACCGUUUACCCCAUACCGGGGGUGUCGACCUAUGGUUCGUACCAACAGUGUUUGCACAUCGAUCACAUGACCACGUCCCUGGCAGGAUGGUACUUCUACCAGUUCAGCGACGCACACACGGCCGCCAGUUCGAGAAACGGCACCAUCGCCAUAUUCGUCGAAGUGGAACAGGACGGACUGAGCACCGCUGAGUUACGGGCACCAUACCGCAUUGAACUGGGGAUUCUGGAUGCUGGACUGGUUAUUUGGGGCUGUGUGCUUACUGUGUAUCUUUGCCACAAGGAUUGUACUUGGUGGAAGAAGUGCACGCCAAAGCAAGUAAGGACUGUUGACGAAGUUGACCUGAGCGAAUCCCACUGCCACUUUGGGCCUCCUCUAUUGGUCUGCAGUGUACACAGCGGUGAACCAACACCAUCCCUGGAUCAACCUUAUAAGUAGCGUCACGUGACCGUGACCUGUCACCUAGCCACUGGAGCAAUGGGACCGGUCAUGCAGCACGUCCUACAGCUGCAGCAGAUGCAAGUGUAGUCCACCUACCAAGUAGAGAGGACCAAUCGAACGUAGGAGCCGCUAACUCCUCCAUCAGUGACCAGACAGAUCUCCGAACCACACACGCUUUACCCGGCGGUGAACAUUUCACAGCAACUUUUUUAUUUUCUACUUUAUGCUGCUGUUCUGGUACAUGUACUAGAUUAUUGUACAUUCCCCCCCCCCCCCUCCCCUCCCCCUCAAUCCGCCCCAACCCCUUCCUUCCUGGUGCGCGCGUCCAGUGCUGACUCCGAGACCUCAGGUCGGACUAGCUGGACUCGACUCAAAUGCACCUUGCUUUUGCAUGUCCCACCCUUUUGUCUGUUUGUCCUAGCCUUCUGUCCUAUUUUACUAUAUCGGCCCAUUUUGCUGGAUGACGCUAGGAAUUAACGCUCAGCUUAUCUCUCACGUUAACAUCAUAGGGAGGGCCAAAAUGCUUUGCAUGCAUCAGGUUUGGCUUCGUUCGUUCUUGUCCGUAUGUGCAUGAUGAUGCUUGUAUGUUCGUCUCUUACUGCAGUCCUAUUUCUUGUAUUGUAUUGUAUGGUAAUGAUGUAUUUGAAUUCUGAAUCUCUUCUUCUUCUUCUUUAAUACGUUCUUAUCAAAUCAUUGUUUAUCGACUUAAGUUGACUGAUUUUCAUCCUGGCGGUGUGCCAUGACCGAAUAAUUAUUGAAUUAUUUCGUUUGUGACGCAGCAAAGAGACCGUGUAACUUGCGCA